CAGUGGUGCCAUUAAUUUGCUUUCAUAUUAUUGAAUGGCACCAACCUGACAGAGUCAUGAGGCAGUUUGGUUUGGCCCAGCCUAUUCCAGCACCACCGAUGCAAACAGAUGAGUUGCACGAUAUUACUCUCCGACUCAGUGAGAGUAAUUGGGCACACCACCAUGCAACAUAUAUUCAUCGUUGGAAUAGGCGAGAACAAUAUAUUGUUCAAGGGCAACAAAUGGGACAACCACUCCACCAUCAUUCUGAAUAUAUGGAGUGGUACCGUCGAGCUGGUAGACGUUGGAUCUCAAUAAGUGGAGCUGCUAUUGGUUGUGUGGAGGACGCAAUUGAGGAUUGUUUGAUAAAAUUACAAAAUCCAUCAACACAAAACGUGGCAGAAGUUAAGCGUACAUUAAGAAAAAUGAUGAUUGCUCUGGAACAAGAAAGUAGGCUUUGCCAAAUGCCACCUCCUCAGUCUGCACCUCAAGCAGCAACUUUUAAUGAUGAAUUGGAAGAGGACCAACCCAUCAACCAACCUGGCCCUCACGUAGACCAACACGAUGUCAAUCACGUCCUCCUCGAUGUCGUCAACAUCAAAUGCGUCAAUCCUCUCCACCUGAUGAUGUUAUGCCCCCACCUGUCGCAUUUCACCCUUUCUGCAUGGCAUCAGCGCCUGGUCCUAUUCCCUUAG
This is a messenger RNA of Hevea brasiliensis (rubber tree), 674 nucleotides long. RefSeq lists its product as uncharacterized. The transcript is spliced from 2 exons. Lineage: Eukaryota; Viridiplantae; Streptophyta; Magnoliopsida; Malpighiales; Euphorbiaceae. The record is from RefSeq and is a predicted model, not a curated record. Bases 57 to 674 code for a protein of 205 amino acids.